AUGGCUAGCAGCCGCGGCGAGUUUCAGGGUGCAGAAGGGCCCCGCUCAGGCCCCGUGCGCAGCAGGACGUCGCCAGCUCCUGCUCCGAGGCAGGCACCUUUCCAGAAGCCUCCUCCCGCUGUGACUCUGAGGCCAACACUUACAUCGUCUCAGCGAUGCAUUGUACCAGAGGGGGUGCAAAACCCAGAGCAUAAGGCCUCUAUGCUAGGACAGGUGAAACGUGAAGCAAGUUUGUCAAGUGCUGUCCUGGUUCCAAGUGUGGUUAAUGGUGGGGGGGAGUGCAGCUCUCCCGAACCUUUUCUUCUGAAAGCAGCCCGUGCACCCCCAGUUCCAUCAAGUCCAAACAAAGGUCUAGAGAACUUGAUUGCAAAAUAUAAAGAGGGAGUAAUAAACCCAGUAUUUGCCUUGCAUCAGUUUGCACAAAUGCACCAUGUACACCUUGAACUGAAAGAAACUGCUGUGGCAGGUGAUAUCAUAGGGUCUUAUUUUGCCUUUUGUGCUGUGGUGGAUGGUGUUCGCUUCAAGACUGGACUGGGAGUAAGCAAGAAGCAGUCUAAAAUAAAUGCAGCUAAAUUAGCUCUUGAUGAGCUGCUUGACUUGGAGUAUACAGGGACAAAUGCUUCUGAAAAGUCAGGCUAUCUCUGUUCUACUACUGCUGAGCCCCAAAUUGCGGCAAAAUCUGUUCAUGUUUCAAGGUUCCAUUUUGAAGGAAGAAAGUGUAUAUAUAAAAAAAUAACGCAGACACUUGCAGAAGUAUUUAACAGCCUGACCUCCAAACAUCCUGAGUACCAAGGUUGUGGCAGUUCACUGGCUGCCUUCAUAAUUGAAAAAGGUGGAAAGCAUGAAGUUGUAGCUCUGGGAACAGGAGAAUGUAAUUACAGCCAGUGCUUUCAAACUUCUGGAAGAGUGUUGCAUGACAGCCAUGCUAUAGUUACUGCAAGACGUUCACUGCUUAGAUACUUUUAUAGACAUCUUUUGCUGUUCUAUAAAGACAAUUCAGCAAGGAGAGAGAAAUCAGUAUUUUGCACAGCACCAGGCUCAAAGCUGCUUAUCCUAAAGCCAAAUACAACUGUCUUUCUUUACAUGAAUCAACUUCCAAAAGGAACUGCUCAGUUAAAACCACUGGUGUAUCUCAGUCCACAAUCUGUGUCUGCUUAUGAAGCUAAUGAAAAACUGAGUCUCCAUGUUGCUGUAGAAGGAAAGAUUUACCUAACUGUUUGUUAUCCACCCGAAUCUUCUUCAGUCAGCAGUAUGUCAGCUACUGACAAGUUAACAAAAUGGGAAGUGGUUGGUGUACAGGGAGCAUUGCUGAGUCACUUCAUUGAACCAGUGUAUAUCAACAGUAUUCUUGUAGGAGAUGGCAAUUGCAAGGAUGUAAGAGGACUAGAAAUAGCUACAAAACAGCGUGUUGAUGAUGGACUUACGUCAAAGCUUCCCAUGCCUUAUGUGGUCAACAGAUCUCACACUUACUUGGUGAAUGCUGCACACCUAAUUCAAGUAGACUUUGAACAGGUGUCUCUUAGUUUGAAUUGGUCAUUGUCAGAUGCAUCACUGGAGGUUGUGGAUGGGUUAAAUGGAAAAACCAUUGAAAGUUCACCGUUCAGAAGUGGCAUUAACAUGGCAAGUCGCCUUUGCAAGGUGGCAAUGUUCAGUCGUUUCAGGAUGCUUGCUAAGGAAGCAGAAAGGAAUGAUUUGCUUCAAAUUCCAACAUAUCGUGAAGCUAAGCUUCAAUCUGAAUUGUACCAAGAAGCGAAAAACUUACUGCAAAGCUACUUAGAGCGACAUAAUUAUGGAUCCUGGAUUGUGAAGUCUCCACAUAUUGAGCAGUUCAGCGACUGACUGUGAGGCAGAUUUUAUGUGAAGUCAAGUUUGGAUGAUGUCUGAUUAGUAAAAAGUUUAACUGUAGGGUUCAUAUUUGCAUCAAGAUAAAUAAUUCCAGAGCUGUUUCUUGUCGGUUUAAAUGCAGUUGUUAAACCGUCUGUUACUGUUUAGUGUGUUCCAAAAGUUGAUGUUAUCUUAUAGGUGGGAGUAUCUAGCAGCUUUGCAAAAUCUGUGUUGUUUUGCCCCCGACUGCCUCCUCAUUUCUGUUCCCUCACCCUUACUAACUUACUUACUAACAUGUUUUUUUCGUAUUAGUUGCAGAUACGGCUAUGUAUUGAUUUUUUUUCUUUUCCCCUGCCUUGUUUAUACCUCUCUUUAACUUUUAUUUGGUAUAGAUCUGCCAAGUGGCUU
Messenger RNA from Apus apus (common swift), 2232 nucleotides. It is a transcript of the gene ADAD1, whose product is annotated as adenosine deaminase domain containing 1. The coding region runs from base 1 to 1839 and encodes 612 amino acids. The transcript is spliced from 12 exons. Gene Ontology annotation, molecular function: double-stranded RNA binding; double-stranded RNA adenosine deaminase activity; tRNA-specific adenosine deaminase activity. Gene Ontology annotation, cellular component: nucleolus; cytoplasm. The record is from RefSeq and is a predicted model, not a curated record. NCBI's taxonomy places the organism in Eukaryota, Metazoa, Chordata, Aves, Apodiformes, Apodidae. Gene Ontology annotation, biological process: RNA processing; adenosine to inosine editing.